GUGCGGGGGAGGCGCUCUGUGCCAAGGGAAAGGCGAGAGAGAGGGAGAGAGAGAUCGCAGAGCGGCGGAGGAGAGAGGGAGAGGAAGAAAAGUUCCGUGGAUUGCCUCUGGUGUGGCCGGAGCGGGCAGAUGUGGGGGUCUGGGAGUGACAGGCACGAGGGAGAGUGAGGAAAAUGAAUGUUCAGUGAAGUAUCAGGUCAGAACAAGCCCUGCCUCCGAAUUGAUGUUCUGUGGCUUGCUGUGAUUCUCAUGACCAAAACUUUUAUAAGCCCACCGAUGAGUCAUUGACCUGCAAGAUUCAAUCAAGUAGGAUUACAUUGAUCUCAAUUUGGCUAAAGAACCCAGUGCCACACCUUGGUCAAUCUGUCGAACAGCACGCGGAGAACAUUUGGAAUUAACUGAACCUCAUCCAGUCUUGGUUUUCCCAUCUUUGGUCUCUCUGAUUCUUUCUGCUGCUGCACAAAAACAACUGACAUGUGGAUGACAAGGAAAUAUAAAAAGUUAUGGCUGAUCCCAAUAUAUUGCAUCGCUGCUCCUUAAUCCCACCUCUGCUUGUUGAAAUUGGUUCUGUUUGAAGCUUGAACAAGUGGCUUCUGUCAGUCAGGGAAAUGACUGGGAUCUUUUUGUUGUUUCUUGCGCAACUGCAUGUUGACGGACUAUGACAAGCUAUAGGCCUGUUCAACAUGAAAAGGUGGAGGCUGGUGUCGAAGCCCUUGCAACCACGAGCACCUGCGAUUACUAUGCACCUCCAUUCAGGGCCCAGAACGGGAACGUGUGCAGUCAGGGAGAGAACGUGCCGCGGACAAGUUCUGCACCCGCCAUGCCAAAAAUGGGAGUCCGAGCGCGCAUCGCUGACUGGCCUCCAAAACGGGAUGUAACAAAGGACUCCACAGGGUGCGCUGUGAUGGACUUGGAUGGACCCACGGUAGAUAUUGAAUUAAUCUCGGCGCAAGGCUUCCAUAAUGGUCAGUGUUAUCCAAGCUGUCAAAGUACUCCUCAAGUCUCUUGGGCUCAAGGCCUGUCCCGCAAACCUCAAGGAAAAGCCAAGGAAGUAGAGUUUCAAGAGGGGUGGCCUAGGUCUCCAACCAAGAUGUUUGUUCCGCUGAGAAUGCGAAGCAACAGUGAGGUGACUCUCAAUGAGUAUGAUGCUGAAGGAGCCCAAGACUUCAAAGGGACCAAACACAGCAGUGGGAUGCUUCCCCUAAGGGAAUAUGGCAGCACCUCAUCCAUUGACGUUCAUGGUGUGGCUACUGGAAGCUUCUUUGACAUGCUGAAAGAGUUCAGAAACGAGAAGACCGAUCAGCGGAGCUCUGCGCCAGGAGACCUCAAGCAAUUGCUGCGGGUCGACCCGAGCAGGGCUUCUUGUCUCAGUCUCGAAGGCAGCACCAAGGCCGACGACAGCCGGAGCGAAUCAUCUCAGAGGCUUGAACCAAAGAGUGCCCACAAAGACCGGGAGAAAUCGCGCAAGAAGCAGUCGCGGAAUGAAAGCGGAGAGUCCAUCUUGAAAAAGCUGCGCAGCGGCAGAAGUGAGCAGGAGCCAGGCCGGCCGAGCUCAGACCAUGAAGACAGUAGGUCCCAGGACAGCAGUAAGCCGUGGGUUUGUCAGAAGAGCUUUGGGCACUUUGAUGUGCAAAGCAUACUGUUCGACCUCAACGAGGUGGUGAGCAACCGAAACUACGUGGCCCACCGGAGGAAUACCACUACUGGGGCUUCUGCUGCCUCGGCUGCCUCGCUGGCCGCAUCACGCUCUCUUGCUCAGGGGAACUUGGACUCCAACUUUACCAGCACAGAGGAGGUGAACGGCAAAGAGGACUUGGAACCCGAUCUGGGUGACAGCAACUGCAAUGAUCUGCUCCUCAAUUGCCCUCACUUCCGUAACGAGACGGGCGGAACCACCGAGCGGGACAUCAGCCUGUCAAAGACCAGCAGUGACACUGGCCCGGGCGUGGACUGUGAAGGUGGUUUUCCGAAAGCGGUUUGGAACCCGUACUGCACAAACGCCAGUGUAUCUGUGCUUGAGGUGCCAAAGGAGUUGCAGCUGCGGCAAGAGAGACUAAAGCACUUCAGUAUCGAGCACGUGGACCGGGGAGCCAGAUACUACCAAGAUUAUUUCCACGGAAAAGAGCACUGGAAUUACUUUGGAGUGGAUGAAAAGCUGGGCCCUGUGGCCAUAAGCAUCAAGCGGGAGAAACUGGAAGACAGCAAAGAGCAUGGAUCUCAGUACAUCUACCGAAUCAUCUUCAGGACAAGUGAGCUCAUUACACUAAGAGGAGCAAUCCUGGAGGAUGCAAUUCCAUCAACGUCGAAACACGGCACGGUGCGAGGGCUUCCAAUGAAAGAGGUGCUGGAGACGGUGAUACCGGAGCUGAACAUCCAGUGUCUACGGCUGGCGUUCAGCACGCCUAAAGUGACAGAUCAGCUGCUGAAACUCGAUGAGCAAGGGCUUAGCAGAAAGCAUAAAGUCGGCAUUCUGUACUGUACAGCUGGCCAGGGCACUGAAGAAGAGAUGUACAACAAUGAGGAAGCAGGUCCUGCCUUUGAAGAAUUCCUGGAUCAACUUGGGGAAAAAGUACUUCUCAAGGGUUUUAAUAAAUAUGCAGCACAAUUGGAUACAAAAACGGACUCGACUGGCACCCACUCCCUCUACACAACGUACCUGGACUAUGAGAUCAUGUUCCACGUGUCCACCAUGCUUCCAUACACCCCUAACAAUCGGCAGCAGCUUCUCCGAAAGCGACACAUCGGCAACGACAUCGUCACCAUCAUUUUCCAGGAACCCGGGGCUCUGCCAUUCACACCAAAGACUGUCCGUUCCCACUUCCAGCAUGUGUUCGUCAUUGUCAGGGUCAAUAAUCCAUGCACUGAGAAUGUGUGUUACAGUGUGGCAGUAACCAGGUCCAAGGAUGUUCCAGUCUUCGGGCCACCCAUUCCAAAUGGUUUCACUUUCAGCAAGUCUGAGCUCUUCAGAGAAUUCCUGCUGGCCAAGGUCAUCAAUGGAGAGAACGCGGCACACAAGUCGGAGAAGUUCCACGCCAUGGCGACGCGCACCCGGCAGGAGUACCUGAAGGACUUGGCGGAGAACAGCGUCACCAACACUCCAGUGGAAUCUACCGGAAAGUUCAAUCUCAUGCUGCUGAGCGCGAAGAAGAAAGAGAAGACAAAACCCCGACUGGGAGCUGAACUUCACAGUGCUGGGGCCAUCACGUGGCAAGUUUAUGCGCAGGAUUACAGCCAGGCAAUUGAGGUGGAGUGCAUUCUUGGCAUCUCCACCGAGUAUGUCGUGGUUGUUGAGCAGAAUACCAAGGACGUGGUAUUCAACUGCUUCAGUGACGAUGUCAUAGGCUGGACUCCUGACACGUCGACAGUCAAAAUUUUCCACAAGAGAGGUGACUGUAUAUUUUUACGUGCACUGGAGGAGAGUGUGGAGGAUAUUAAGGAGAUCGUCCAGAGAUUGAAAAUUGUGGCUCAAGGGUGCGAGACCAUCGACAUGACCCUACGGCGGAAUGGCCUCGGGCAGCUUGGUUUCCAUGUCAAGUACGAUGGCACGGUGGCUGAAGUGGAAGAAUACGGAUUUGCUUGGCAAGCAGGACUGAGGCAGGGAAGUAGAUUGGUGGAAAUUUGCAAAGUGGCAGUUGUGACGCUGACCCACGACCAGAUGAUUGACCUGCUGAGAACAUCAGUGACUGUGAAAGUAGUCAUCAUUCCCCCCCAUGAAGAUGGAAGCCCACGCAGGGGUUGCUCUGAAUUGUAUGAAAUGCACACAAUAGACGGUAAAGCCGAGAGUGAAAGCACGCCUGCGGGUUUGAGACCGCCAUACAGGACCAACACCCUGCAGUGGAGUGCUCCUGUGACCCACAAUGCAUUGCAGUCUCAACGAUGGCCAGGGAAUGUCCACACUCAGACAGCGAGUCGCAAUCAAACCUCUAGACAGCCGGGAGCCCCAGCCACCUACAGCGAAUCUCAAGCAAAGAGCAGCAAGCGGCCAGUCAGCUACCCAGAAACUUUGUACAAUACACCGCCAACUGCUGCAACGGACAGAAUUGCACCUUUCCGAAAUCCUUCCGGAAGCUUCUCCUCUUCGGGGUCUGGAAACGUCUUGUCCAGUCGACACAAAGUUGGUCCUGACAGCAGGUGCGGAGGAGGCCAACGCCCUUUACCACUCUACGAGCAUCACAGCCGGGAAGACGUGACGUCAAGUGGUGAAUCUUCAUCUGGAGGGUUAACCAGCCAGGAGAGCACCAUUGAGAGAAAUAAGAACGAGCCUUCGUGGCACCCCCCAACAAUGUCCAUGGUUUACUCAAACUCUGGAAACGUCUUUAAGCGGCUCCUGAAGCAAGAGCUGGCAGGCAAGGAUUCACCUAACAGGCAUGUCAAAGGUGAUGCCCACUACUCGAGCCAGUCGAGCAGUAACACGCUGUCCAGUGAUGCCUCCAGCGGUCACAGUGACGAGAGGUGGUUUGACAACGUGGAGCACAUGGAAGCUGACCUCGAGGCCUCAGUGAAAGGGGCGUCCAGUGACAGUGGCAUCGACACCACACUUUACACGCCCAGUCCCUUUGCUGCGGCCCCUGCGGUAGCCAAGCCUGCCAGAACGGUCCCUCGGCGGGAGAAGCCGCAGAAACCAAUGCAGACCUCGGUCACCUACAGUGAGCUGACGGACUGCAACAGGCGCGUGCUGGACUGUACGCAACCUUACGUGGAGAAGAAGAGGGACUCAUCGCCAGCACUGAGCACCGGCAGCCUUAGCAAGGGUCACAGGGUGAGAAACUACACCGCUUCCGGCAGCAACAACGCAAGCUUCAGCGCGAAUGCCAGCGGCGAGAGGGCGCAUCCCAGGUCCAGCCACCCCUCUCACACCCACAAGACCCCGCCACCAGACGUGUCCAAGCCACCGGUGUCAUGCUCUCAGCUCUCUGCUUCUGCCCCCAAAUCUUUCUACUUCUAUCAGAAUGUGAAGAACAUGUGCCCAGCAGGGUGGAAGAAAGUAUCCAGCAGCCAGGCUCGAUCUUUUGGAUACACCGAAACAAAGACGACAACCACUGUUGCCUCUACAAAUGUCUUCGGGCAGCCCAGACUGCGGGCAUCUCUCCGUGACCUCCGAUCACCCCGCAGAGCUCACAAAUCUACCCUGGAAGAGGAUUUGAAGAAGCUUAUAGUGCUGGACAGCCCUUUGCCGGAACCAGAUCGGGAAAUGAUGCAUUCUUCACGGAAGAGCCUACAGAGGACAGUGUCUGAUGAAAGUAUCUGCAGUGGCCGAAGGGAGCCGACUUUCCCCAAUUCCCAGCUCACAGCCAUCGACCAGGCAUUGCCGAGUGAUGUCAUCUUCACCAGCACCUACCCAUACCAAACACUACCCGUUCGCAGGCUGAAUCAGCCUCCCCCACCCACUUACGAAAAGAAAAAUAACAUGUCUGCCUCUGAGCUGUCACUGAGUGACGUGCGAGACCGAUUACCUGUGCGUCGUAACGAUCCGGGACUGAUGCCGCUGCCAGACCCGGAGACGGAGCUGGAAUGGUCCAGCCUGGUCAGUGUUGCCAAAGCAUAUGAGGUUCAGAGAGCUGUUUCUCUCUUCUCAUUAAAUGAUGCCUCUGUUGGAUCAGACCUUGGACCAGCCUACAACCCUGUGCACUCUCACCUUGCCCUCGAGCGACAGCACUCUCCCAGAGCACCUCACAUUCUCAGCAGCGAACCAGCAAUAGUGCUUUCGGGGAAGGUCUACCAACUCGAGGUACAGCUGAAGCAGCUGCAAGAUGAUCUGCUGAAGGAGAAGGAGGAUAAGUUUGUGCUGCAGGCUGAAGUUGCAAACCUGAGGGUGAAUAACCAGCGUCUCCAGGAGGAGUCCCUCUCCGCCACCGAGCAGCUGAGGAAGUUUGCCGAACUGUUUACCAGCACGAUGGAUAAGAAGUGACACUAUAGCCGCGCUGUCCACAACGAACCCAGACCUGUGAUUGUAUUACAGAGUGACGACCCAGCCUGGGAGAUUCCACAACAGUCAGUUUGUCACUAGUCUGAGGUGGUCCUUUCCGGACACGCAUUGCAGGAGACAGUGUUAGAUUGUAGUUGUGUUGCCUUUCCCUGCUCAGCGCUGCAGAACCUUGCCCCAAUAACAAUGCCAGCAGCAGCAAAGCCCGGGUCCUCAAAGCACCACAAGAGCCUGUUAAUCUCGCCUUCCAGCUCUCUGCUGCCCCCCAACGGCAGCCAAGUCCAAAACAAAACAACUCCCUUAUUUGUUGUCUCCCUUUUUAGCUAGUCUUAGUUUAUGAAAGCCUUCCCCCUCGCCUGCCUCCCCAGACCUCAUCAGGUAGCAUAGCAUUCGGUGUAAUGGCCGGCGACCUGGGUUCAGUUCCCGCCGCUGCCUGUGAGGGGUUUGUACGUUCUCCACCCCGUGAUUGUACGUGGGUUUCCACGUGCUUGUGUCACAUGUACGUGAUUGUACGUGGGUUUCCUCUCGAUGCUCCGGUCUCCUCCCGCAUUCCAAAGGCACCCAGGCUAGGAUGACCAAGUUGUGGGCAUGCUGUGUUGGUGCUGGACACUCGCACCCCAGCACGUCUUUGAGCUGUGGUGUGCUGUUGAUGCAAAUUUCACGUUUCACUGUAUGGUUUGAUGUACACGCGACAAAUAAAACUAAAACCUUUUUAUCACCCUGGCCGAAAGUCAGUGUUCCCCAGUUUUUAAUUCUCAUUUAGCCCCUGUCCCAACCUGGGAACACAGGGCAGUUCCAAUUGACAGCCUUGGAUGUUCAAAAAUCAUCUCGCAAAGUUCGAAAAUAAUGAAUGAGGAAAGGACACUGACUGGACAAAAUCUGAACCUGUGUGAAUUGGAACGGUUCAGGUUUGACGGUGGUGCUGGGUGACAGGUAGUAAAGUUGGCCAGGGUUCCCUCUCCAUCUUUUCUCAACAACCCUGCCUACUCUCCUCCAACCCCUAAACGAGUGUUGCUAUCUCUGGUUAAGAUCUUGUCACCCAGCAGCAACCUCAAUAAAAGAUCAAAGCGCCCUUCAUCUCUCCAGCCCGCUCCUUGUUCAGGGGUUUGGUGGAUAGAGAGAGAUUAGUUAGGGAUGAGGUUCGGAGAGAAAUCGGAUGAGGGACGGGGACAGAGAAAUGGGACGGAGAGAUUGAAUCGGGGAUUGGGGACGGAGAGGGAUUGGAUCAGGGAUGCAGUGAGUGGCUCAUUUAAGUCCACUGUUGGCCUAUCACGUACAAUCCAGUUGUAAUGCUAAGACCUUGUCACCUGUACAGUUUGCCACACUGUCGAUGUACUUCAGUAAGCUAUUUAAUUUUAUUUGAAAAUGUUGAUCAAAGGGUUUUGUUUCCAAUAUAAAAGAUUUAAUAUUUCGGACUGAGACAACAAGGGUAUCCUGAUCUAAUGAAAAUAUAGGAAGUAAUUAAAAGCACUUUCUCGCGCAGCCUAAAUUAUUUUCUAGAAAAUUUGCAUUUAGGAUGUCUCAGGAAAUUUAAACUGGUUAAAUGUAAAUGCUCUUUGUGUACACUAUAUUUGUAUAAAUUGUUUUAGAUUUUUUAAAAUUUGAAAUCUUAAAAAUUGCAAUUGAAAUUGUGAAGGUUUAUCGGUGACUACUGAAUAUUGUGGAUUGGUGACCUUGAUCUGGAAUGGUGGGGUUACCACUGCAGAUGUUGCAUUAGGGGGGAGUGAUGUUCAAAGUUGAAGUAGACGUCAUGAACUGGUUGAGCGAAGCAAUUGGGUUCAGUCCUUCUCCUUGGGAACUGUUGUCGGACAUGAUUUCCUCCUCAUCUGGGCUCUUCCAAUAAUUUGCUCAGUUGAAGCAUGACGUUGCCCUCGAGAAGAUGGUGAUGAGCUGACCCCUUGACCUCCCAUGGCCUGGCAAGGGACCCAGUGACCACGACGCUGCAGUUCUUUCCACAGGGAAAUGGAGGGAGACAGCCCCGGCAAUGGCAACAUUGUGGUUAGGACCACCGUGCUUGUGGCGCUGGUUUAAGACUGUGAGACAUUAGGAGGAUAGUUGGGACGUUCGACCUAUCAGGUCAUCUCCACCAUUCUGUUGAGGCUGAUUAACAGUCAGCCUCCAUUCACUUGGCCUUGCAGUACCACAGUAAGAAUCUGCGUGUAUGUGUGUGUGUAAACGUCCGUGGCACGUGUGCUCAGAGUCAGAAAAUUAUUAGAACACAGAAGAGUACAGCACAGCAGCAGACCCUUUGGCCCACAAAGCUGUACCAAGCCAGGUAAUAUGCCAUUCAAAAACACCCAGACUCCUCCCUACACCACAUCCACACCCCUCCAUCUUCCUCACAUCCACGUGCCCAUCCAAGCAUCUCUGAAAAGCCCCUAAUGUAUCCGCCUCUACCACCGUACCAGGCAGCACAUUCUAAACACCCACAACUCUGAGUAAAAAACUUACCCCUCACACCCCCCUUGAACCUACCCCCUCUCACCCUCAGUGCAUGCCCUCUGCUAUUAGACAUUUCAAUCCUUUAUUGACCUUUGAAGGUGACGCAGGAAUUUGGGACACGUCAGUCUACCAACACUCAAUCUGUUUUUCCAGGCAGGUAGGUGAGUGAUCGCUUCCUCUUUGGCAUAUUCCAUAUGAGGGGACUGGGCACUCAGUGGGGGUGGGGGUGGGGGGUGAGGACUCACAGCACCAGGACACUAAGACUUAGGGGAGCCAUACAUCUGAAUGGAAGACCCGGACGUCGCAGUAAUCAGUCGAACACUGCAACCCCCCCCCCGAGCUUGAGGUGCAAGCUGAAGCUCACUGGCAUCUUGCCUGUGUAAGACAGACUUGUAAAAGGUUGAGAGGAGGAUGAGAGGGGAGAUUUGGUGCUGCUGUGUUGGGGGUGGGGGAGGUGAGGGUCACUUUAACUAAUUCAGCAGUCACACUGAGAGUGAAAGGCCCAAGCAGUGUGCCGAGGAGGGAGGGGAUAAUUAAGCUUUGCGAUGGAGCCCAAAUGUUCUGUAAGUUAUAUGUAAUUGCUACCUUUAGCACAAUGCUUUACAGUACAGGCGACACGGGUUCAACUCUCGCCGUGCCUGUAAGGAGUUUGUACCUCCUCUGUGACUCUGUUUCCAUACCAGUUAGUAGGUCAAUUGGUCUCCGUAAAUUGUCAAGUGAUUAGGCUCAGAUUAAAUUCCUCCGGGUGCUCCGGUUUCCUCCCACAGUCCAAAGAUGUACUGGUUGGUAGGUUAAUUGGGCUCCGUAAAUUGUCCCAUGAUUAGGUUAGGAUGAAAUUGGGGAAUUGCUGGGUGAUGCCGCUUGAAGAGCCGAAACGGCCUGUCUCUGCUGUAUCUCAAUAAAUAAGUAGAUAGAUUUACCAGUAAAUUAGCUUCAGUGUCUUUGAGAAUAUGUGUGUGUGUGUGUGUGUGUGUGUGCGUGCAUGUCAGUGUGUAUGUGAGAGAGAGGAAUGCAUUGCUUUACAUGUGCAUGUCUGCAUGCACAUGUGAGUGUUGUAUGCAUUGCAUGUCUGGAGCUGUGGGAGUGCAUGCACUGCACGUGUGAAUGUUUGUGUGUGCACGUGGAUACAGCUGGUGGUGUGUGUGUGUGUGUACGCUGAAUGAAAGAUGGGGACACCAGUGAACAUCCAUGUAUGGCAAUUAAUGUUUAUUCUCGGAACCAAAAACACUUCACGCUCCCUCAAUUGUUCCCACCGCGACAAUGCAGCCCCCCUCUGCAUGCUGACAGCGCGUUAGCCAAUGCGCAUUUGAGGUUUCUUGCGUAAACUGGACUCUAAAGAGACAGGAUUUUAAAGGGCAUUUAUACGACGACUUAAAUUUCACUCUGGAUGCAAAAUGUUCCAAGUGUCACAGUUACAACCGUCAAUGUCUUAAAAUUAAAGUUUACUUGGAAUUUUGGCUUUCUUUGUAAUAUUUGUGUACAAAAGAAGUGAAAAAUCUUGAAUUUUAUUGUUUAUUAUGUGGUGCCCAUUUUCCAGUGUACAUUUUUGUCUGUAGGAUUGCUGAUGUGAUUUAUUGAUUUCAGAACAUGUUUUCUCAUUGAAUGGUGUGUAACUUAACUUUUACCUCCACAUUUUAUACAGACUUUAUGCUUUCAACUGAGAUUUCUAUUUAAUUUGUACUUGUUUUGAUUCAGCUUUUCCACUGAUAAAUCAUCGUUUACUUUGUUCUUUUAGCAUGUAUCUGGGAAAUUAAAUUUAAAAAAAACUUUCA
Hypanus sabinus (Atlantic stingray) is the source of this 10137-nucleotide messenger RNA. RefSeq names its product signal-induced proliferation-associated 1 like 3 (gene sipa1l3). NCBI's taxonomy places the organism in Eukaryota, Metazoa, Chordata, Chondrichthyes, Myliobatiformes, Dasyatidae. The transcript has 23 exons. Gene Ontology annotation, molecular function: GTPase activator activity; protein binding. The coding region runs from base 659 to 5908 and encodes 1749 amino acids. The record is from RefSeq and is a predicted model, not a curated record. Gene Ontology annotation, cellular component: Golgi apparatus; cytoplasm; plasma membrane. Gene Ontology annotation, biological process: epithelial cell morphogenesis; activation of GTPase activity; establishment of epithelial cell polarity.